GACGACGAGGACGAAGAAGAAGUAGCCUAUCCAUCUCACAUUUAGAUUUCAUGGGAUGGGUAGUUGAAGCUGCCACAAGUAUGACCUCCCGUCUGGUCCUGGCCAUCGGCGACCUCUUCGUCCCUGACCGCACUCCGGAUAUUCCAGCAAAGUUCAAAAAACUCCUCACUCCCGGUAAAAUCGGCCAAAUCCUCUGUCUCGGCAACCUCACGGACCGCGACACCUUCGAAUUCCUCCGCCAAAUCGCCCCAGACCUCCAACUGGUCAAGGGCGACUUCGAUGUCGACUCGCCCAAUCUCCCUCUCUCCAAAGUCGUUACCCAUGGCAGCCUGCGUAUCGGCUUUACCCAUGGCCAUACCAUCAUACCGCCUGGCGAUGCUGACUCCCUGCUCAUAGCCGCACGGCAGAUGGACGUUGAUGUGCUGUUAUGGGGUGGCACGCAUAAAUUCGAAGCGUAUGAGCUGGAAGGAAGAUUCUUUAUCAACCCAGGCAGUGCCACAGGAGCUUUCACGACGCUGGGUGGGCUGGAGGAAGAGCAGACUCCCAGUUUCUGUCUAAUGGAUGUACAAGGUGAUGUGCUCGUUCUAUACGUCUAUCAGCUGCGUAAGGAUGAACAGGGUGCGGAAACUGUCUCCGUUGAGAAAGUCUCGUUUCGUAAACAACAGACACCGCCUACUGCUUCAUGAUAACGCCGAAAAACAUUGUCGAUUGCCUUUUCAUCGCUUUUACCGACUAUUAAUUUAUUUUCCUAUUUUUCCCCCUCACUCUCACCUGUUACCUCUCUGAAUUGGUUUUUAUAUUUAUCUCUAUGAUUUUAAUCUCAAUUUUGCAUGGUGUACAUAUCCGAGCCGUGCCGGAAAUGAGAAAAUAUUCCCGCUCUCAUUUUGCUGAUAAUUGUCAUGCAUACGAGCCCAGAUACAACUUUUUCAGUUAC
Messenger RNA from Histoplasma capsulatum G186AR, 934 nucleotides. RefSeq names its product vacuolar sorting-associated protein. Gene Ontology annotation, cellular component: retromer complex; endosome. The coding region runs from base 81 to 686 and encodes 201 amino acids. NCBI's taxonomy places the organism in Eukaryota, Fungi, Ascomycota, Eurotiomycetes, Onygenales, Ajellomycetaceae. The record is from RefSeq and is a predicted model, not a curated record. Gene Ontology annotation, biological process: intracellular protein transport; retrograde transport, endosome to Golgi. The transcript has 4 exons.